AUGUCUUUCCCCAGCGACCGACCAGAGGACUGUGCCACCCGAAUCGGCAUGGGUGUAGCCUCAGGAGCGGUGACAGGCGCCUUCCUGGGCGCCGUGGCGUCCAACUGGGGAGACAUCCCACUGGUGCUGCGUAACAAGCCCCUGCCCGCCCUGCUCCGGACGGGGAACGUCAUGGUGAACUACGGCGCCACCCUGGCUGUAGUGGGCCUCACGUACAGCGCUGUCGACUGCGUGGCUGAGAGCCUUCGUGGCAAGCAGGACUGGGUAAAUGGAUCUCUCGCGGGCCUUGCUACUGGUGGAGUCCUGGGAAUCCGAAUGGGCCGCAUCCCAGUCGGCAUUGCUGCGGGGGCUGUCCUGGCCUUCACCUCCGCUAUGGUGGAUGUGAGCGGGCAGAAGCUACGGUCUGAUGGGUAUGUAGACGAUGGCGCCACCACAGGGCGCACAGUGUACCCCUAUGAUGCCUAA
Molecule: messenger RNA, 465 nt
Organism: Auxenochlorella protothecoides
Lineage: Eukaryota; Viridiplantae; Chlorophyta; Trebouxiophyceae; Chlorellales; Chlorellaceae
Product: Mitochondrial import inner membrane translocase subunit Tim22
Exons: 3
Coding region: 1-465 (154 amino acids)
Biological process (GO): protein insertion into mitochondrial inner membrane
Cellular component (GO): TIM22 mitochondrial import inner membrane insertion complex
Molecular function (GO): transmembrane protein transporter activity
Source: RefSeq, a predicted model, not a curated record